Messenger RNA from Talaromyces stipitatus ATCC 10500, 1542 nucleotides. Its product is annotated as allantoate permease, putative. The coding region runs from base 1 to 1542 and encodes 513 amino acids. Gene Ontology annotation, cellular component: membrane. Lineage: Eukaryota; Fungi; Ascomycota; Eurotiomycetes; Eurotiales; Trichocomaceae. Gene Ontology annotation, molecular function: transmembrane transporter activity. The record is from RefSeq and is a predicted model, not a curated record. The transcript has 2 exons. Gene Ontology annotation, biological process: transmembrane transport.
AUGGAGAAAACCCCAGACAUGAGCCACUUCUCGGCUCACGAGGCCGAAGCCGAGGCCGCUAAGGUGGAUGGGUUGGUUGCAAACCAUCACGGCCACGAUGUGGAUGUUGCCGCCAAAUUUUUGUAUGAGUUAGACCCAGCCGUGGUGGCACAACCCAUCACGCCAGCCGAGGCACGCAAACUGUUAUGGAAGAUCGAUCUAAUCAUUAUUCCUCUGAUCAUGGGGACGGUCGUGCUAGCUGCUGUGGAUAAAGUCAUCAUCUCUAAUGCCGCCAUCUACGGGAUGAGAACAGAUACACACCUGGUGGGCAAUCAGUACUCAUGGGUUGGCUCGAUCUUUUAUUUCGGAUACCUAGUGGCCGAGUAUCCAGCAGCUUUUCUCAUUCAAAGGCUCCCUGUGGCUAAGUUUCUUUCUGCUUGUCUCUUUGGAUGGGCGGUCAUCUUGAUGUGUACAGCGGCUACACAGAAUUUUGCCGGCUUGGCAGUUGUGCGGUUUUUCAUGGGCAUGCUGGAGUCAGUGGUCUUUCCAAUCUGCAGUAUAUUGACUGUGAUGUGGUGGACUACGGAAGAACAGCCCAUCAGACUAGCUUUUUGGUUCAAUCAGCUCUCUUCAGUGUUUUCCGGCCUCGUCAGUUACGGCAUCGGCCAUACGCAUACUAGCCUACAUCCAUGGCGCCUUCUAUUCCUUGUUUUAGGCGGAUUUACGGUUCUUUGGGGUGCGGUUAUUUAUGUCUUCCUUCCAGAUUCGCCAGUCAAAUGCUGGUACAUGACUGAUCGCGAGAAAUACGUCUGUCUUGAGCGAGUCAAGAACAACAACACCGGCAUGGAGGAUAAGAAAAUCAAAUGGUACCAAGUGCGCGAGUGCCUAAUGGAUCCAAAAACAUGGCUAUUGAUGCUGUUUUCCCUCGCACAAAAUAUUCCUAACGGCGGUCUUGUCACAUUUGCAUCCAUUAUUGUCUCUGGACUCGGAUACUCAAGUCUAAUCACUACUGUUCUAGGGAUUCCAACCGGAGUUCUAGCCACUGUUUGGCAACUUUGUCUGUCAUUCAUUGCAGCACGAUUUAAAAACACGCGCUGUUUGGUUAUUGCGGUAGCGAAUCUAGUUCCCAUGACCUGUGCCAUACUGAUGUGGAAACUUCCUCGUUCCAACAAACACGGACUACUUGCAGCAUACUAUGUUUUCUAUACUUAUUGGGGCCCUUACGUUCUAUCAACAUCCUUACCCAUGGCUAAUGUCAGUGGCCACUCCAAAAAACUAACCAUGAACGCAAUAUUCUUCCUUGCCUACUGUGUUGGUAACAUCAUCGGCCCACAGACUUUCCAGGCUUCCGACGCCCCGGAUUAUUCUCAUGGAUAUGAAGGUCUACUCGCUUGCCUGGUGGUUGCUAUUGCAUCUAUUUCUGCUUACGGCGUGCUAUGUCACCUGGAGAAUAGAAAGCGCGAUCGUGAGCAUGCGGGCGACGGUCAUCAUGUUGUUGAGGCGGCAAAUGCGUUUUCAGAUUUGACGGAUAAGGAGAAGAAGGAUUUCCGAUAUACAUAUUAG